Molecule: messenger RNA, 1357 nt
Organism: Galleria mellonella (greater wax moth)
Lineage: Eukaryota; Metazoa; Arthropoda; Insecta; Lepidoptera; Pyralidae
Exons: 4
Coding region: 30-755 (241 amino acids)
Source: RefSeq, a predicted model, not a curated record
UCCGCAAGAGAUUCACCAAGUUUGCCAACAUGAGGUUCGCACUGCUUCUCGCUCUGAUCGGCUCUGCCGUUUGCUCCCCAUUAGUCUCUGACAUUGGCGGAGAAGUAGCCGGUGGCGUAGAGGGAGCUACUGGUGUAAAUGGACUUAAUGGUGUAUAUCCAGCAGGAGUUGGAACCCUAGGAAAUGGCGUCUUAGGCACCAACGGUGUCUUGGGCAGUACAGGCGUUGAUUCAUACACCAGCACUCUUGACAGAACCGGUUACGUAAACGGAUUAAACUCUGGUUUAUAUCCCACUGGUGUUGACACUGCCGGCGUCUCAAGUGGUAUAAACUCUGGUUUAUACUCUAACGGUCUUGGCACUACCGGUAUCACAAGCGGUUUAAAUCCCGGUUUAUACAAUUAUGGCCUUGAGAGAUCCGUUAGCUCAACUGGUGUAAACUCCGGUUUAUAUCCUAAUGGCCUUGGCACUACCGGUAUCACUAACGGUGUUGGCUCCGGUUUAUACACCAACGGCUAUGAGAGAUCUAGUACCUCAACCGGUGUAAACUCCGGUUUAUACUCCAACGACUAUGAGAGAUCCAGUACCUCAACCGGUGUAAACUCCGGUUUAUACUCCAACGGCUAUGAGAGAUCCAGUACCACAACUGGUGUAAACUCCGGUUUAUACUCCAACGGCUAUGAGAGAUCCAGUACCUCAACCGGUGUAAACUCCGGUUUGUACUCCAGCGGCGUACCGCUAACUCAGGUGGUGUAAACUCCAGCGACCUCGGCCAUUCUAUUAGCUUCAGCAAUUCAACUUCCAGUUCAUACUAAAACGGUAAUUCUAACAGUGUUUCCGGGCAGCAAUUAAAACAUUUCAAGAAACAAAACUUUCAGUAAAACGUAACAACAAUUCCAAUAGUGGUUUAAACAUUUCUAGCGAUGGGGACUUUAAUUUCUAACGAGGAAUAAAGACUUUGAAGAUGGGUAUUCAAUACAAUCAGCUCAAAUGAUGACAAACAAUUUUAUUGGCUUUUGUUAUGCUCAGAAAAGCGACAGUUCGUCUAGUCAGUAUGGAACUAUAAUCUUAGUUUUGCAAAAAACUGGCCUGCGUUGUUGUACCGUUGAGCCAAAGUCUGGCUUUAUCCUGAUACUCAGUUUAAUGCAUCGGACCAUCCAUUGUAUUUAAGUAAAAAUCAUGUUAAACUAACGAAGUUGUCUUAACACUACAAUGAAAUGUAAUAUGUUUUAAUUGUUCCCAUUCUCAGUGUAAUGUCUAAUUCAAAUUCAAAUUUGUUUAAUGUCAGAUAACAAGAUUCAUUUUUUUAGUAACAAACUUAAAAUUAUGAAGAUUUGAAGUAUUGUGAUUAAUAAUUA